Messenger RNA from Mangifera indica (mango), 2203 nucleotides. RefSeq lists its product as uncharacterized. Lineage: Eukaryota; Viridiplantae; Streptophyta; Magnoliopsida; Sapindales; Anacardiaceae. Gene Ontology annotation, biological process: lipid catabolic process. Bases 754 to 2112 code for a protein of 452 amino acids. The record is from RefSeq and is a predicted model, not a curated record. The transcript is spliced from 6 exons.
CCUAUGCAGCUUCGUAACGACUAAAUUAUGACUACAACACUAACAAAUUUAUACUGGCGCUAUUCUUUGAUGGCCAAUAAUCUUCUUCUACAUUUCAACACCCACCUCAAUUUUGUCUUGACUUUCACCAUGAAACUCCUGGCCCAGUUUUUUAUCUGAUAAAAUUUUACACUUGAAUGCUGGAGUUUUCAUCAUCAGUUUCAUAACUUCGUUUUGCAAGAAUCUGUAUCUGGGUUCUCGGCAAUUUUCAAUUUUGAUGGCUGGUGAGUGGUGCCUUGUCAGUUGACUUUACCUUAGAUUCUUCAACUCAGUACUUCUUAUAGAAGCUGUUAUUUCUGUUGUUCAUACCAUCCUUUUUCGUUCCAUUUUGUUUCUGUUAUUGUUGUAUUGAUUCAUUUUGGAUAACUAUUCUCUGUGGACCUGUAAAUCGUAACCCAACAUUGUUCAUUGUUCUCUUUACCUCUUGAUCUGUACUUCAAAUUUUUCUAAAACAUUGCAGGGUCGUUUUCUUUUUUCCUGCUAAUCACAUUUGCAUUACUGCCGUUGCCAUUUUGAUUACUGAUUCUUUCUUUCAAAAGAAAGUUUGAAUUUUUGAUGAAACUACUUCAUUCAUUUAUCUUGUCGCAAAUUGAGAUUUUCAACUGUUUUCCUUUUUUUUUUUUUUUGGUUGUAUUUUUCCAAGUAUUUUUUGCCUUUAAAUUUCAGAAUCUAUCAUGUUUGAUAUAUUUUAGUGUAAUUAGAGCAUAGGCAUCAAUGUCAAUUUUAUGUGGCCUCCCUCUCCUUGAGUGUGUGUAUUGCCUGGCAUGUGCCCGCUGGGCGUGGAAGCGAUGUCUCCACACAGCUGGCCAUGACAGUGAAACUUGGGGAGUUGCAACUGCUGAAGAAUUUGAGCCUGUUCCUCACCUAUGCCGCUAUAUCCUGGCUGUCUAUGAAGAUGAUCUUAGGCAUCCGCUUUGGGAGCCCGCUGGAGGAUAUGGGAUUAAUCCAGACUGGUUAUUACUGAAAAAGACUUAUGCAGAUACUCGAGGACAAGCCCCCCCAUAUAUAUUAUAUCUUGAUCAUGAACAUUCUGAUAUAGUCCUUGCCAUUAGGGGCCUUAAUUUGGCCAAGGAGAGUGACUAUCAAGUGCUUUUGGAUAAUAAGCUAGGGAAAAGGAAGUUUGAUGGUGGAUAUGUCCAUAAUGGACUACUGAAGGCUGCUGGGUGGGUUUUGGAUGCAGAGUGUGAGAUUUUGAAGGAAAUGGUAGAAAAGUAUCCAAAAUAUACAUUGACUUUCACAGGACAUUCUCUUGGGUCAGGUGUGGCGACAAUGCUAGCAUUAGUGGUUGUGAAAAUUAGGGAUAAAUUGGGAAACAUUGAAAGAAAGAGGAUCAGGUGCUAUGCUAUUGCACCUGCCAGGUGUAUGUCACUAAAUUUGGCAGUCAGAUAUGCAGAUGUUAUCAAUUCUGUUGUACUUCAGGAUGACUUCUUGCCCAGAACGGCUACAUCUUUGGAAGACAUUUUCAAAUCACUUUUCUGCUUGCCAUGUCUACUAUGCCUAAGGUGUAUGAGGGAUACAUGUAUACCUGAGGAGAAGAUGCUCAAAGAUCCAAGGAGGUUGUAUGCACCUGGUCGCUUGUAUCACAUUGUUGAGAGAAAGCCCUUCAGACUGGGAAGAUUUCCCCCCGUAGUAAGAACAGCAGUUCCAGUGGACGGGAGGUUUGAACACAUAGUUCUUUCUUGUAAUGCCACUUCUGAUCAUGCCAUAGUUUGGAUACAAAGAGAAGCCCGGAGGGCUUUGGAUAUAAUGUUAGAGAAAGAUCCAGUCAUGGAAAAACCAGAUAAGCAAAAGAUGGAGAGGCAGGAGUCUUUGCAUAAAGAACUCACUCAGGAGUACAAGGCAGCGCUGCAGAGAGCUGUUCGGCUGGCAGUGCCGCAUGCUCUUGUGCCAUCUCAGUAUGGAACUUUCGAUGAAGAGGAAGGCGAGAGCUCGCAUGGAUCUAGCAGAGAAACAUCUUUUUCUCCAUCUACAAAGAGCAAAACAAAAGAAACUUGGGACGAGUUGAUUGAGCGCCUUUUUGAGAAGCAUGAAUCUGGUCACUUGAUACUGAAGAAAUCGCAUAGGGAUAAUUGAUAGACAUUAUUAUUUGAGAACUAUUCAUACAUUCAUUCAUUCAUUCAUUCAUUCGUUCGUACUUCAUACCCAUUUAUCAAAUAAUAAUGAU